CUUUUAUAUGUCAUUUCCCCCCACACCUAGAGGAAGGCACUUUUGCAGACCUACUGGAGAGGGAAUCAUGUUUGACUGCAUGGAUGUCCUAGCAGUCAGCCCUGGUCAAAUGCUGGAUUUCUACACAGCAAGUCCAUCUUCCUGCAUGCUCCAGGAGAAGGCUCUGAAAGCCUGCUUCACUGGAUUGGCACAAACAGAGUGGCAGCACCGGCACAGUGCUCAAUCAAUUGAAACUCAGAGCACCAGUUCUGAGGAGCUUGUUCCCAGUCCACCUUCCCCGCUUCCUCCCCCUCGUGUUUACAAGCCCUGUUUUGUUUGUCAGGACAAAUCUUCUGGAUAUCACUAUGGCGUCAGUGCUUGUGAGGGGUGCAAGGGUUUUUUCCGCCGGAGCAUUCAAAAGAACAUGGUUUAUACAUGUCACCGAGAUAAGAACUGUGUUAUUAACAAAGUCACUAGGAAUCGCUGCCAAUAUUGCAGACUACAGAAGUGCUUUGAAGUGGGAAUGUCCAAAGAAUCUGUCAGAAAUGACAGGAACAAAAAGAAAAAGGAGCCUUUAAAGCAAGAAUUCUUGGAGAAUUAUGAAAUGACAGCAGAACUGGAUGAUCUCACUGAGAAAAUCAGAAAAUCUCACCAGGAAACAUUUCCUUCACUCUGCCAGUUGGGCAAAUACACAACGAACUCUAGUGCGGACCAUAGAGUUCGUCUGGACCUUGGGCUUUGGGACAAAUUCAGUGAACUUGCAACAAAGUGCAUUAUUAAAAUAGUGGAAUUUGCAAAACGAUUGCCUGGUUUCACAAGUUUGACAAUUGCAGACCAGAUCACACUACUUAAGGCUGCUUGCUUGGACAUUUUGAUCCUCCGUAUUUGCACAAGAUACACCCCUGAACAAGACACAAUGACAUUUUCUGAUGGCCUUACGCUAAAUCGAACUCAGAUGCAUAAUGCUGGAUUUGGUCCCCUGACAGAUCUUGUGUUCACAUUUGCCAAUCAGCUUCUGCCGUUGGAAAUGGAUGACACUGAAACUGGCCUGCUUAGUGCCAUCUGCUUAAUUUGUGGAGACCGUCAGGACCUUGAAGAACCAGCAAAAGUAGAUGAACUACAGGAGCCAUUAUUAGAAGCUCUCAAAAUAUACAUCCGAAAAAGAAGACCCAGCAAACCUCAUAUGUUUCCAAAGAUCUUAAUGAAAAUCACAGAUCUGCGCAGUAUCAGUGCAAAAGGUGCUGAACGUGUUAUUACACUGAAAAUGGAAAUCCCUGGAUCUAUGCCACCUCUUAUCCAGGAAAUGUUGGAGAACUCAGAAGGACAUGAACCAUUGACACCAAGCUCAACAGUAACCACAGCAGACCACAGUCCAAGUAUUUCCCCAAGCUUGGUAGAUAAUAGCAGUAUCACUCAAUCUCCUUUGGUGCAGUAAGACAUUUUCUCCAAGGAAAUUCCUAACUCUUGAUGUACAAGGAUGACAUGGCAUAUUCACUCUACGGCUGCUUGUUUUCUGGACUUUUACAGAUACAACAACCCAAAAAGACCAAGAAUUGUUCAUAUGUAUCUAUAUUAUGUAAAGGUAUGAGUAUGCGUACACGUACAGAAAGGAAUAACUUACAGCUUAAUUUGAAACAUGUUUAGUACACUAACAUUAGAAUCAUAUAUGUGUUUGUGCAUGUAUGUGUGCAUACAUGUACACACACACACACACAGAGACAUCAGGAGUAAGUUCCAUUACUUCUCUACAUUAGUAGGACUGUGAUUUCAUGAAAUAAAUAAGCUGAUAUGUUACUAUUGCCUUUUUUGAAUGUCCAAGUGACAAGAUUGAUCUCAAGGAGGAGGUUUAAAAGUUGUGGUUAUACCAUUUCUGAUAACUUUGUACAUAUAAAAUAUAUGAAUAUGUACUUUCUAUCCUGGAUGUUUGGUGCUUUCCCUUUUUAAAUGUGUACAUGAAAUGUCCCAGACAUCCCUUAGAAAUGGACAACAUACUUGUCUGGAUAAAAACAUUUUAAAAGACACAGUCUUAGUUAGGAUGAAAACUUAUCAUUGCUCUUUUUAAAGACCUCAGUGUAUUAAUUCUUUCCCAGCAAAAGAUCAAAGAAUUUCACUGUAUUAGCAGAAGUAACUUGUGUGGGAGUGUAACUGCCAGCUCAGUUAUUUGAACAUAACUUGUUCUAUUGUUAAUGUCACUUUAAAAAUAUACAAAGGGUUUAUUACUUUGUUGACUUCUCUACGUUUAAAAAUACUGAAAUUUUACUUCAUUUAUAGCCUUCAAGGCAAAAACACUUUACAGUGUUAUGUUAUUUUACUUGUUCACAAGCUAUUAGGGAAACUUGGUGAAAUAAUAACCAGGCAUAAUCACUACCUCUGAGUCGGUGGCAUUAGUGAAAAUGUUCCUCAGUCCUAUCAUUCUUUUCUGUGGCAUCACAGGGCUGGCACUAGAACACCUAGAAACAGAUGCUGGAAUCUGCCUCUUUCACCUUGCUAAUCACCAUAAAACAGAGUGAAAAAUGUGGUAGAAUGAUUACAAUUUUUUAAAGUGUCAGGUUUUUUUUAGGUUUCAUUAAAAGCACUAGUGGAUUUUUUUUUAUAUAUUCUAGCAAAUCUGUGAUGUACUUUCACUGGCUCUGUUUGUACAUUGAGAUUGUUUAACAAUGCUUUCUAUGUUCAUAUGCUGUUUACCUUUUUCCAUGAA
Messenger RNA from Protobothrops mucrosquamatus (brown spotted pit viper), 2677 nucleotides. RefSeq names its product retinoic acid receptor beta (gene RARB). The record is from RefSeq and is a predicted model, not a curated record. NCBI's taxonomy places the organism in Eukaryota, Metazoa, Chordata, Lepidosauria, Squamata, Viperidae. The transcript is spliced from 8 exons. Gene Ontology annotation, biological process: regulation of transcription by RNA polymerase II; cellular response to corticotropin-releasing hormone stimulus; retinoic acid receptor signaling pathway. Gene Ontology annotation, cellular component: transcription regulator complex; nucleus. Gene Ontology annotation, molecular function: RNA polymerase II cis-regulatory region sequence-specific DNA binding; zinc ion binding; nuclear receptor activity. Bases 8 to 1414 code for a protein of 468 amino acids.